Messenger RNA from Zasmidium cellare ATCC 36951, 1401 nucleotides. RefSeq lists its product as uncharacterized. The record is from RefSeq and is a predicted model, not a curated record. NCBI's taxonomy places the organism in Eukaryota, Fungi, Ascomycota, Dothideomycetes, Mycosphaerellales, Mycosphaerellaceae. The transcript is spliced from 2 exons. Gene Ontology annotation, biological process: peptidyl-arginine methylation. Gene Ontology annotation, cellular component: cytoplasm; nucleus. Gene Ontology annotation, molecular function: protein arginine N5-methyltransferase activity. The coding region runs from base 1 to 1401 and encodes 466 amino acids.
AUGGCAGCCGCUGCAGCAGCUCUGGCACAAUCGGACCCCGCAAUGGCCAUCGACACCGACACCACCAACGACGAAAUUCUUCUCGCAGCCACCAACCACGACCUCGAAGCUCUCAAUCUCCUCUUUCGCAAAGGCGGCACUGCACGCAUCCAGGAUCCGGAGACGGGUUUCUCGCCCCUGCACGCUGCCAUUGCCUCGUGCGAGCCUGACUCCGACCUCACCGAAGAUGUCAACGCAGAGGGCGACGCUGUUCAUAGCAACGCUCUGUCCGAAGACUCCGCACUGGCCACUGUGAACCUACUUUUCGAGAACGGUGCAAUCUGGAAUGAGCUCGACAACAAUGACGAGACGCCAGGCUGUAUCGCAUUGCGUCUGGGCUUGAAGAGGGUGUAUGAUGCGAUCGUUUCUGCCGGUGUGCGGGCAGAACUGCUAUUCGGGAGGCUGGACGAAUACGAGCCGCUGGGUGACAACGAUGAGGAGGAAGAAGAUGGCCACGAUGAUGAGGCGAUAGUCGGCUUCGACCCUAUGCCUAGUGGACCUACUGGCAACAAGCCAACCUCGAAUGGCACGAGCAAUGGAGUACCACACGUCGAGGGUUUCGAGCCCACGCCGAACCCCUCAUACAAAGUCGAUGAUGCCGCUGAAGGCGCACUAAAUGGAACCGACUCGAGCGUUCCGCAAAUCGCCCAGACCGACGACACUGGCGAGGAGAAGACUGCUGAGUCGGGACUUGCCAACCCGAACGUCAACAGCGAAGAUUACCUCCGCUCAAAGUUGACAUACUCUGAAGGCCGCCUCCUUGAUUCUGACAAGAACGCCGUGAUGAUGGACUGGGAGACGGAGAUUAUGAAGGCAUCUGCAGACCAGCUCUGCCCAAAGAAAAGUCUUCGCACCAUGAACAUCGGCCAUGGCAUGGGUAUCGUCGACAGAAUGUUCCUCGAAAACGACCCUGAGAUGCACCACAUCAUCGAAGCACACCCGGAAGUCAUGCAGCAUAUGCGCGAGACCGGCUGGUACGACAAGCCCAAUGUGACUGUCCAUGAAGGCAGGUGGCAGGACGUGCUACCUAAGCUGGUCGAGCAGGGAGUUGUACUGGAUGCCAUCUACUACGACACGUAUGCUGAAGAUUACAAGGAUCUGAAGGAGCUCUUCACCGAGCAUGUCAUUGCACUGCUUGAUAGCAGCGGUAAAUUCGGCUUCUACAACGGCCUUGGGGCUGAUCGACAGGUCUGCUACGACGUCUACACCAAGGUCGUCGAACUGGACCUUUUCGAUGCCGGCUUGGAUGUCGACUGGACGACGCUUCAAGUUCCAGACCUUGCCAAGUCAUGGGAUGGUAUUCGGCGUCCGUACUGGGUCGUGCCGGAGUAUCGUCUCCCGACUUGCCACUUUGUCGGCUGA